ACGCGUCGUCACCAAAUGGUCACGUGGUGUCUUGGUUGAAAGGAAGCCUUUGGAAAUGUAUAGCCGACCAUGAGUUAUUGUUAUUCAUGCUGAUUUCCGUUAAUUAACGGGACAAGCCGAAAGAAAAAGAAGAAGAUGGGAGUAUCGUGGGAUCCAAAAGACACGUAGCUCAUGGAACUCUUAAAUUGAAACCAUACUAGCUGACCAUGUUCGCACUUACUAUAGUAAUGAAUCUACACCUGUAUGCUGAAACAUCACAUGGUAGAGGUCACUCACCUCCAAAAUACUGGGGUCAAAUGAUGAUUCUGAUGGUCGCAGCAUCCUAUUUUUCUGCUCUGGUGCUGCCUUUGGUGCUCCGAGAGCUGCAGGCGGGCAGGGAAAAGGGGGACCCACCUGGGGCUUGGCCACUGGCGAAGAUAAAAAUGAUGACCAAGCCACUUGGAAAGAACAGCGAUAUGAGCGAACUGGUGGGUUCCCUCGCCUGGCUGGAUGAAGACGGCAGCUCUCGGGAUGGCGAGGAAAGCUCUGAGAUGAUGGGACACUGUGGCCUGAUUGAAGGAGCAAGACACUCUUGCUCAGAGCUGGGCAGUGAAGACAUGGAAGAGGAAGAGGAGGAGGAUGAGGUGGUGACUGGACCAAAUGGAGAAAUUGCUCCCAAAAGGAGAGGCCCCAAGAAGAAGAAGAUGACCAAAGCUCGCCAAGAGAGGUUCCGUGCCCGUCGCAUGAAGGCCAACGCCAGGGAACGAUCACGCAUGCACGGACUGAACGAUGCGUUGGACAAUUUACGCAGAGUGAUGCCGUGCUACUCCAAAACGCAGAAGCUCUCCAAGAUUGAAACGUUACGGCUGGCCCGCAACUACAUCUGGGCACUGUCUGAGGUGCUGGAGAAUGGCCAGUCCCCAGAGAGCCACGGCUUCAUGGAGAUGCUGUGUAAAGGUCUGUCCCAGCCCACUAGUAACCUCGUGGCCGGCUGCCUGCAGCUGGGACCCACGCCGUUGCUCAUCAACAAGCUGGAGGACAAGUGUGGAGGCGCUGGAUUGGCUGCUGUGGGGGGUCAGGCCAGCCAUCCCCUCAGUUACCUCCCCGGUCUCCCCAGUCCCCCUUAUGGCUCCCUGGAGGCAUCCCACCUCCUCCACAUGAAGGGAUUCAAGGGGCAGGCGUUUGAGAACCCCUCCCCUAACGAGUGCAGCGGCGGUACCCCGCCGUACGACGGGCCCCUCACGCCUCCCCUCAGCAUCAGUGGCAACUUUGCCCUGAAGCAGGAACCUUCGCCUCAAGAAUCCGAGAGGAACUACCAAACCCACUCUGCCCAUCAUGCCCAUUACCUCUCAUCCCACCAUUACACCAAUUCCACAGCUGCUGGCCUUCCUGGGGUGCACCAAGGCCACCCACUCUUUCAGGCGUCCCGUUAUGAGCUGCCUCUGGAUGUGGCCUUUGACUCCUUCACGUCCUCUCAUGUACUGGCCUCUCAGAUGGGUACCAUGUGAAAAGAGCCAAACAGACUGUUGUAAAAGCCGUGCACAUCCAUGGCCUUCAAUGGCUGUGUAGAGAGUGCAGCGGUUUGCAUUUUGGUGUUCUGAUAAUAUGCGUAAGCGGCCACUUUUCAGACAGAGACUUGUCAGCGCAAGUUGAUCUACCUGAUACCUGUAAUCUUUUAUUUAUACUGUUUUAUGAUUUGCUGUUGAUUUUGGGACAAUCAGGCUACAGUCAAGUGUCAAGGAAUCGAACGUGCAUCAAAGUGCAAGGUUCGCACAAAAGAAAACUUUCCCUCCGUUCUAAACUGUGCAUGGAGACCUGCUGGCAUUAACUGUCUCAGCAUAAAAAAAGCAAUGCAUUUAUUUAUAUUUGUAUUUAAUAUUUAUUUUGCUUCUGUUUAAAAAAAGAUACUGUAUUCUCACAGCAC
Syngnathoides biaculeatus (alligator pipefish) is the source of this 1903-nucleotide messenger RNA. It is a transcript of the gene neurod4, whose product is annotated as neuronal differentiation 4. Lineage: Eukaryota; Metazoa; Chordata; Actinopteri; Syngnathiformes; Syngnathidae. Gene Ontology annotation, molecular function: protein dimerization activity. The record is from RefSeq and is a predicted model, not a curated record.